Thyridium curvatum is the source of this 816-nucleotide messenger RNA. RefSeq lists its product as uncharacterized. Bases 1 to 816 code for a protein of 271 amino acids. The transcript has 5 exons. Lineage: Eukaryota; Fungi; Ascomycota; Sordariomycetes; Thyridiales; Thyridiaceae. Gene Ontology annotation, molecular function: oxidoreductase activity, acting on the CH-OH group of donors, NAD or NADP as acceptor. The record is from RefSeq and is a predicted model, not a curated record.
AUGCCUAGCUACGUCAUUACAGGAGUUUCGAGGGGCCUGGGUUGGGAAUUCCUGAAACAAACCUCCGACGACAACAAGAACACUGUCAUUGGACUUGUUCGCGAUAAGGCAUCGACGGAGAAAAGGGUGGCAGAAGAGCUGGGCAGCCGCCAAAACGUGAAGAUCCUGGAGGCCGAUAUAACUGAUUAUGCCUCCCUUCAGAAAGCUGCGACUAAUACAGCUGCCAUCACGGGUGGUGGCCUUGACUACCUCAUAGCCAAUGCCGGCUAUAUUCCGACCUGGGAUGAGUUCAGUACCAUAGGAGAGCUGGCGACAACCCAACGUCACGAGCUCGCCGAGCGGUUCCAUAAAGUAAUGGAUACCAACGUGCUUGGCAAUAUCAACCUCUACAGCCUGUUCAUACCCAUGAUACUUAAGGGCAGUGUCAAGAAGGUCGUGUGCCUCAGCUCUGGGCUGGCUGAUCUGGAGCCGGUGAGAGCGUUCGAGGUCGAAACGUCGCCACUCUACAGUUCAAGCAAGGCCGCGAUGAACAUGAUCAAUGCCAAAUUCAGCGCCCAGUACAAGAAGGACGGCAUUUUGUUCCUGAGCAUCUCCCCAGGGGUAAUUAACACUAAGCUUGAACCGCCAACACCGGAACAGAUGAAGAUCAGUAUGGCCUUGAUGGUCAAGUUUCAACAAUAUGCACCGCACUUCAAGGGUCCUUCAUCCCCUUCGGAAGCUGUCAGAAGCGUCCUUAAUGUGGUCGAAAAGAGUAGCUUGGACAAUGGAGAUGGCGGCGCAUUUCUAUCGCAUCACGGAAACAAGGAGUGGCUAUAG